Molecule: messenger RNA, 1203 nt
Organism: Camelina sativa (false flax)
Lineage: Eukaryota; Viridiplantae; Streptophyta; Magnoliopsida; Brassicales; Brassicaceae
Source: RefSeq, a predicted model, not a curated record
AGAGAGAGAUUCGGUAAACAAGCUGGCACGUCUGUAUCUAGUCGCAACGUUUCUUUGUCAAUCCGUUCGGCGACAUAACAAAAUCCAAAAAAACAAAACAUUCUUUUAGCUUUUCUGUUUUGUUUAUAUACUCAACACAAAAAGAUCAUCUCGGAUACGCAACAAAGAAGAAGAAGAAGAACAACAAAUUUCACCCUGCUGAAGAACCCUAAUUUGAGGACGAUUAAGGAAGUUGCGAGUUUCGAAAGUCAGAUAAGGUUGUUGUAGGCUUUUAAGUUGGCAGCUGAGAAGACAAUUAGUGUAGGAUGGAUCACAUGUUUUCAGGAGAGCAAGAUCUUGAAGUAGACAUUGAAGCUGGUCGAUCUGAUGUUGUUACACAAGAAUCCACAUCAGCUACUGUUUCAGGCAAUGGGGUCUGGACUGAACGGGUGAAUUUCGCUGCAUCUGAAAACAUUGCUGAUGAUCUGAUCUAUCCGUUAAUGGGAGACGAAAACAAGGUAGGCAAAAGCAGUCAAAGUAUGGAUCUUUCAGAGAACAAAUGCGAUAUUGGAAAGUUUAAGAAGUCUAGAAAAGCUUCAAAGCCUCCGAGACCGCCAAAAGGCCCUUCCUUGAGUGCAAGUGACCAUAAGUUCAUGAGGGAAAUAGCAGAGCUUGCUAUGAGAAAGCGGGCAAGGAUUGAACGGAUGAAAAGUUCCCUUAAAAAAAUGAAAGCAGCCAAGUCUUCAUCGUCAUCAUCAUCUCAGUGCAUUAACAUUUUCUCGAUGAUAGUAACGGUUCUCUUCUUCGCCUUUCUAGUCUUCCAAGGCUUCUUCCCUGGAAAUUCGAGUUUGAGUUCAGACAAAUCACCUGCACCUAUUGUUUCACCUACCAACCAAUUGAUAUCAGUUCAGUUCUCCAAUGAAUUUCCUCCCGUUGAGCAAACCGAUCCCAGCCCGACCACCUCAUUCAGGUAUACGAGGAAGCGAAUAUCGGGUGCGGAAGAAGAAGUCUCGAGAGACGUUAGUUACUAGAUGAGUUCUCUGUCUGGUCUUUGCCUCAAACUGUCGUCAAACUCUUUUUGUUCAAGUUUUGUUCUUUCCCUGGUCACCUUUUGUAUAGGCUAAAUAUAGAAUAUGUAAAACGACUCCGUUUCGAACAAUGAUGAUGAAUCAUCACUUUCACUAACCGGGUCAGUUUAUUCAAUUAUUUUGAAAAGAAAAGUAA